Molecule: messenger RNA, 1174 nt
Organism: Nerophis lumbriciformis (worm pipefish)
Lineage: Eukaryota; Metazoa; Chordata; Actinopteri; Syngnathiformes; Syngnathidae
Product: C-C chemokine receptor type 1-like
Biological process (GO): positive regulation of cytosolic calcium ion concentration; calcium-mediated signaling; immune response
Cellular component (GO): external side of plasma membrane; membrane
Molecular function (GO): C-C chemokine receptor activity; C-C chemokine binding
Source: RefSeq, a predicted model, not a curated record
GCAUAAUACAGACGUGAACGGAGCACCGAAGACCUUUAACCAUGUCAGAGACUACUGUCACUAUGAACAUGACAAUGGAAUAUGGUGACUACUACUAUGGUGACUAUUUCAGUCCUUGCGUCCUUGGUAGCACGAUGGACUUCAGCUUCGUGUUCAUCACUGUUCUGUACUCUUUGGUUUUCAUUCUGGGCUUCAUCGGCAAUGCUCUGGUGGUGAGUGUCGUAGUGCGAUACCGCAACCAAACCACCUUGACAGACAUCUGCCUUGUCAACUUGGCUCUGUCUGACCUGCUCUUCAUCGUCACACUGCCACUCUUUACCCACUACACUCUGGUCAAAGAAUGGACCCACGGUGGCUUCUUGUGCCAUUUUGCUGGUGGCUGCAAGAGCACUGGCUUCUUCAGCAGCAUCUUCAUCCUGGUUGUCAUGACAGUGGACCGCUACGUAGUCAUUUUACACAGCGCAAAGGUGGCAAAGUACCGCACUGUGAGAACAGGGGUCGCUCUCACGGCGGUUGUGUGGUUGCUGAGCUUGUGUGUCUCCAUUCCUGCUUUUAUUUUCACCAAAGAGACAAAGGAGUCUUAUGGGAUCGGUUGCAGUUACGAACCAGACAACAUGGUCUGGAAGGUGUACAACAUCUCAGCAAAUAAUGUUGUGGGUCUCGUGCUUCCCUUGCUCGUGAUGGUGCUGUGCUACUCCAGGAUCAUCCCUGUCUUGAUGAGGAUGAGGAGCUCAAAGAAGCAGAGAAUUGUCAAGCUGAUAGUUGCUAUCGUGGUUGUCUUCUUCCUUUUAUGGACACCAUAUAACAUUUCAGUUUUUCUUUACUUCCUGCAGACUGAAUUGAAAUUGCUGAACGACUGCAAUUCGAUCAAAAAUGUAAAACUGUCAGUAAUGGUGAGCGAGGCCCUUGCAUUAACACACUGCUGCUUGAAUCCCAUCAUAUACGCUUUUCUGGGGCAGAAGUUUAUGAGGCGCUGCAAGCUGCUGCUGAACCAAUGCGCCCCUGGGAUGAAACAUUCCCGCAGGGAUUCAGAUAAUUUUUCCAAGAAGAGCUCAGUGGUGAUCAGGUCCUCUGAAUCCACUUUAGUUAUGUAGCUGCUCGUACUUCAAUGCCCUUUAUCUACCUACCUACCUAGCUACUUACCUAUUACAGAUGCGCAAAAAAAUCGUUUCAC